CGGCGGGAUCGUCUGCGAGAAAAUUCUCUCCAACAGGAUUUUCACGUUUUCUCUCGUCCGGUUGGACCGUGAAUUAACGCGAACGGUACGGUGACAACGUUCUUUUUAUCUCGUUGUCGAUCUACGAAUAGAUUCGUAUCGAGGAAGCUUCGAAACGUGGGUGGACUCGACCGUUGUGGGGUGCAAGUAUCGUCGUCGUCGUCGUCGUCGUCGUCGCCGUCGUCGUCGUCGCCGUCGACGCACAGUGUUUCGAUCAAUGGACAAAAAUCGAAAUUUUAAAGUUGGUGGCGGUCGUGUAGCGGCAACGUCGAAUAGGUCGCAAUAAGGAACAGAAACGACCGGUGACGUACCAUCAACGUCGAACCGCGGCGAUCGUCGGAAGAUCGUUGGGGAUCGUAUCGUGUCCUCGGACCGAUGGAUUGAAGCAACGUCCAGGAAGAAGCUGUCGUCGAGCGGCUACGGCUUCCAGGAUUUCAUGCAACGCCGAUGGAGGGUUUAUAGAUCGAGAAGGGGCGCACCGGACCACCCGAACGAGGUGUCAUCCGGCUGGUGAUCGCGUCGGUCUCGCGUCGUCCUUCGUCCACGGGGCUGAGGAGACCGGGAUCGUUAGCCGUGGGUGUUUUCGAUCAGUUUAAGACAGUGACAACCGAGUCCCAAACAGGCGCUGCGGCGCCGAAAUGGGCCCCGCCAGCAGCCGCGAACAGAUCGGGGAGCAGAUCGGUGACGACGAUGGCUUGCAGAUCAAGACUAAACCUACGAUCAACCACAUCACGGAAAGUGAAUACUCUGUAGAAGAACAUGCAAGAUUAACAACUACAGAUGGACCAGGUGAUGAAGCAUCUCCAGAGGAUGAGGGGGGAUCAUUGUGCGAAUACCAUGAUAUACCGCCUCCACCUGAUGGUGGAUAUGGAUGGGUUGUGGUAUUUGCAUCAUUCAUGUGUAACAUGAUAGUAGACGGUAUUGCCUACACUUUUGGUGUUUUUCUGGGAGAAUUUGUUAAAUAUUUUGGAGAAGGAAAAGGAAAAGCAGCAUGGGUUGGCUCAUUAUUAUCUGGCAUGUACCUCAGUGCUGGACCCGUUGUCAGUGCUUUAACAAAUAAAUAUGGAUGUAGAGCAGUGUGUAUGGCUGGAAGUUUUUUAGGUGCAGCGGCAUUUGUACUUUCAACAUUUUCAACUAGUAUAAAUAUGCUUAUGCUGACUUAUGGUGUUAUGGGAGGAAUUGGAUUUGGUCUAAUAUAUUUGCCAGCCGUAGUUUGCGUGGGUUAUUAUUUUGAAACCAAAAGAUCUUUAGCUACGGGUAUUGCCGUAUGUGGUUCAGGAUUUGGUACAUUUGCAUUCGCGCCGCUCGCAACAAUGUUAUUAGAAACAUAUAAUUGGAAAGGAGCAAAUUUGAUCCUUGCAGGCCUUAUUCUACAUUGUGCUGUGUUCGGCGCAAUGAUGAGACCGUUAGAAUACCCAAAACCUUCUUCUGUUAAACCACUGUUACAAAGAAUGGCGGAAGAGAAAAGAUUUCAGAUGGAACGUGGGAGCAUUGGGGGUUCUUAUUUCAUGGUACAAUUGCCUGACGGAUCCAUGGAAAAAAGAAUGAAAAUGCCUAUUAAUAUCGAUCCUGGUGUUCAUUCUAGCUUCAAUUUAGACCAAUUAGUGCCUGGAACUCCUUUAACACCAGUUCCAACGGUACCAACCCUCCCCACUAUAUCGGAAGUGAAAGUGCAAGAACACUCUUCUAGUGGAGCAACUAGUAACAGUGGCAGUAUGGACUUAAAAACUAUUUCCACCAAAUCAAAGAGUAAAAGGAAUAUCGACGAUACCAAAGAAACGAAAGAUGUAUCAGAAAAGUCUGAAAGUGAAUUUAAACCAAUUAUUCCUAGAAACGCUUCGCAGCCAGCUUUCACGACUCACGUGCAAGGUUUACCCAAAAAUGGUUCUGUGCCAUUCUUUGAUAGAAUUCGUAAAACUAGUACUGGCGAGAGAUAUAAACCAAGUCUUAGCGCGAUUAAGAAUUCUAGAACGACGUUAAACUCAAACGGCGAUAUCAGAAAAAGUUUACAUUUGAGACUUUCUACGAGCAGCGUCAUGGGUUCUCGGAAUAAUAACGCGGAAGUGGACGAUGGCGAGAGUAUUACUUUUACGACUAGCAAAUCAAGUAUCCCAAAAGAGAAACCACAAAUAAUUCGGCCAUUAUCGAGAAAGGAUAUUUUUUACAGCGGCAGUGUACUUAAUUUACCAGAGUAUCAGAGUCAAAAGUCUCUGGCGAAUUAUCGUCAGAGUGUUAUUUCGUUACCAAAAUCUGUUCGAGGAGACGUCAAAGACACCGAUGUCGAGAAGGCACCUCAACAACCAUUGUGUCCUUGCUUGGUGCUACCGGAUUCAUUCAAAGAAGCCUUGGCUACGAUGAUGGAUGUAUCUUUACUGAAGGAUCCAGUGUUUCUGUUGAUCGGUAUUAGUAAUGUGUUCGGUAUGGCUGGAUUGUAUGUCCCCUUUUUUUACUUGGUAGACGCUGCGGUUUUAGAUGGAAUUGAAAGCAAUUCUGCGUCGUUUUUAUUGUCUAUAAUUGGCAUUACCAAUACUGUAGGACGUGUAGCUUGUGGAUACAUCGCGGACUUUCCACAAGUAGACUCUCUGCUGUUAAAUAAUAUCUGUUUAAUUAUAUCGACAGUUGCUGUUGCUGCAACACCAUUUUGUCAUUCUUAUCCCGCUUACAUCGUUAUGAGUAUAUUUUUUGGUAUAGCUAUAUCGGGAUACAUUUCUUUGACAUCAAUUAUUUUAGUAGACCUAUUGGGGUUGGACAAAUUGACAAAUGCAUUUGGUCUUUUAAUUUUAUUCAGAGGUGCUGCUGCCAUUAUUGGUUCGCCUUUGGCAGGUGCCGUUUACGAUGCAACAAAAACCUAUAAUAUCCCAUUCUUUAUGGCAGGAUUUUUCUUCUUGAUAAGCACUAUAACCAGUUUCAUGGCUCCAGCAAUGAAACGGUGCACAACGCCGCAGACUCAGCCUGUGAUAUUAGAUACAUUGACUCCAAUUGACGAAGAUAUCGAAGAGGAGAACGAGGAAGAUAUUCCUGAAAUUGUAGAAACUGCGCCAUCUCCGCAAGAACCGCCUGAAAAAGAAAUUAAACAAAUAGAGUCUGUUUUAUAAAGGUUGGUCCGCAUAAGGAGACAAAAAAUAUAUAGCCUUCACCUCCGAGCCACACUGUGAUAGGGCUGCUGCUUUGAGAAGGUCUGAAAAAGGUAUUUUUUCGUUAUACAAUUUAAUGGAUGAAGCACAAAUUAAUAAAUAUCACCUGAUGGUAUUUUUGACGUACUUAGAAUUUUUGCAAUUGUAUCUAAUUUUUUUUAUGAAACUAAUAUAUGUAUAUAUAUUAGUAGAUAUAUAUACAGGGAAAAAAUGCCAUCAGGUAACCAAAUUUCAUUUGCCUAUGUCAAUAGUAGAUUAUAGAUAGAAGAAUUUAUUAACUUAAUCAGUAUAGAUUGAUCAGUAUAAAAAAUGUUGAAAAAAAAAAAAAUGAAAAAAAUGCUUUUUGCACUUGCAUAUCGAAUAAUCUUGACAAAGAAGCAAAAACAUUAAUCUCGAUUAUAGGUGAUACAAAUGUUAUGAUUUAGAAUAAGGAUGGUCAAUCUUACAGUUUACGACUGGCUCUCUUUAACCACUGUUCCCUCUUUAAUACCACGUUUUAAGAGUACUUUUAGUCAAGUGUAUUUUUUGAGGUACAGUUUACGUAUUGAAAACAACGAAAACAUUUUGCUAUAGUUACAUACGUCGGUUUUUUCCCAGUGUUUACGCAUAAAUUGCGUGCACUUAGAGAAGAUAGACUGUGCGCUUUUAUGGGAGUCGAAAGCAACAUUGAAAAACAGGGAUAGUCCUGUGGUAAUGCUCUGUCAUAUUACAGAGAUAGAAAUUUUCAGAUUUCUAAAUUUGAGAUUUCUGAAUCAGAGACUUCGACUGUUUUUGCGGAGCGCGAAGUCCAUCCGCGCGUAACUCUAUAUGUUUAUGUUGGAAUGAAGUUCGAUUUGAAAUUACACGCGUAGCCAAUGUCUUUCACGAUCGACCAUCCUUAAUCGAGAACACCCCCACCUAAUACGACUCGUUACUUAAAUCUAUUUUUGGUCGCAACCCAAAGAUACAAUUCCAAUUGAUUACAUUCAGAGAGAUAUUUUUCUUGCAUAUACGAUAAAUGUACAUACAUUAUUAUAGGUAAAAAGAAUGUGGAGUAGGUUACAUUAUAUAAAUAGAUGAUUCGUUGUCGCGGAUAAAGAAUUGUAAAUAAUAUAUAGGCAAUUGUAAAAUAGUGUAUAACAUGAAAUUUCGGAAUUAGGUGAAUAGAAUGAUUUCUGUUUUCUGGAACGCCCGUUUACAGGGGUUGGUUCCUGUAUUAAUAUAUUGAUUAUUAAUAAGCAAUUAAUACCGCUCGUAGAUAGAGACUAUAAUUAAUAUAUUAACGAUUCAACUAAGAACGUUUCGUUUCGCUGGAUGUAUAAAGAAGAAACGAAACGUUUCGUCCGAUGCAUCUAGUUUGUGUAAAUUAAUUCUAAUUAAUUAACCAGAAUUGACUGUCGGGAAGACGCGAUACGAUUCGAGGCACAUUAAUUAACACAAACUAAUUCUCGACUAAAUAUACAUAUACGUGUUUAAUGCGACACGAGCCACAGCGAAAUAUAGAGUUUUAUCGUGUCACUUGUACCGUGUAAGUAAUAAAAAGAAAAGAAUACCGAUUAAUCGCGACUAGAGAGGGAGAGAACGUUAAUUCAAUUAUAUAUUAUAAUAACUUUUUAUUUACAAACGCAUACGCGCCUAUUACGUAUAAUUAUAUAAAUCUGUGUGCGAUCAAUAUGGAUUUAUAUACUUAUAUUCACUUAUAUAUAUAUAUACACACACAUAACGAUGAAGGAAAAAGGAGGGAGAAUAAUUGUAAAAAAAAUCUUGUUGAGUGACAUACAACAAAUGUUAUUAACUUGUAUGUACAUUGUAUAUACGACGAUUUAACUGGCAACGUUUAUCGACGCGCGCGAUUUACUCGGUAGGUAACAAAAAAAGGAAAGAAAGGUUGCUGUCGAUAAAGAAAAGAAAAAAUAAAAAAAAAAGAAAUACCAACAGUGCUACUAUCAAUCACUGCUGCUGCUAUCACUAUUACCACUAUUAUUAUUACUACUACGCUACGCAUUAUUAAUUAGUACAAUUAUUACAAACACUUAUUUUUAUUCUCACGAUUGUCAUACAAGAGAAUGUUUUUCUUUCUUUUCGUGGUUUGAAUUGAACAUAAUGUACACAUGCUAUCCAAGCCGAAAACGUGUACGCGUGCACGCGCGUCGUCGUCGGAAAAUCUUGCAAUUAUACUUACCAUUAAUAGAACGUAUACAUAAAUAUAUGAAUAUUACCGACGCGCGUGCGCCCGGUGCAUUUCGCGUAUGCGCAUGUUUUCUCCGUAUGUAUGUAUGUAUGUGAGAGUUUGGCGGGAAAGAGUGGGGGAUACAGACAGAACUCGGUAGAUACACGGAGCAUGUACAAUUCAUUGUGUACGCAUAAUACAAGGCAUACAUGCGUGCGAGACGUUUAACAUACACGUGCACGCGACUUGAUCUUGUGCAUAUGUUAAAAAAAAAAAAAUAAGAAAAAAAAAAGAAGCGAUGUGUAUGUAUGCUAUGGUACAAAGAAGGACAAAUUGUAUUAGGUGACGUUUAUUGAAACUGUGAAGAGGAAUUAUGAAUUUUUAUUACUGAAA
Molecule: messenger RNA, 5715 nt
Organism: Megachile rotundata (alfalfa leafcutting bee)
Lineage: Eukaryota; Metazoa; Arthropoda; Insecta; Hymenoptera; Megachilidae
Product: monocarboxylate transporter 9
Biological process (GO): transmembrane transport; monocarboxylic acid transport
Molecular function (GO): monocarboxylic acid transmembrane transporter activity
Source: RefSeq, a predicted model, not a curated record